CAUUCUGUUUACGUUUCACAGAAAUUCACACUUUGAGGGUGCAUGAGCACAUUUUCUGUGUUAGCCACAUAACAUUUUUCUCUGUUCAAAAUUAUUCUUACAUGUGCAAAAUUACUUUCCUUUAGUAACUAGCCAAAAAUACGGGUGCAUAAUUUUAGCUGAUUUCUAUCUAGCUAUUUGUUUUAGCUAGCUGGCUAUUAUCUGCUAAAAGCAGCGAGCUAGCUGGCUGCGCUGGAGAAAGAAAAAGGUCUUGGGGUAAUAAAAAAUUAAGGAACGGUGGACGAGAGAAUGGCGACUGAAGUGGAAUCUCUGAACGCACAUGAUGGCGUGUUCCUGUUUGAGGGAAACCUGCGGGACGCAGACGUGGACGAGGCCUACGUGGAGGACUGUGAGGGGCUGGGUGAGGCGGAGGCCAAUGGGAACUGGACGCCGCAGGAGAAGGCUCUUCACGAGGCCAGGCUCAAGGCCAAGGCCAAGCGCCGGCUACGCAGGACCUCGUCCCGGGACUCAGCCCGCGAGUCUCUGUCCGACACGCCCGGCGAGCCCGGCUCCGACCCCCACAGCCCCAAGGGCAAGCUCAACGGCAACGACCGCAAGUCCCGCAUGGGCAAGGGCCGGGGCCUGCCCAAGAAAGGUGGCGCUGGUGGUAAAGGGGUAUGGGGGGUGGCAGGGAUGGUCUAUGAGAUGGAUGAGCCUGACGCCAGGGACCCCAACUACGACGAGGCUGCACAGGGGGACACGGUCUACGCCACUGUGGUGCCAGAGCUGGACGAGCGUGACCUGGAGAAGACGGUCAACCCCAUUGUGCAGGAGUACUUUGAGCAUGGAGACACCAGAGAGGUGCAGAUGCUACUGAAAGAGCUGAACCUGGGAUCCAACAAGUACGAGUUCUCCUCUCUCGCGGUGUCUCUGUCCCUGGAGGGAAAGGCCAGUCACCGGGAGCUGACCUCACGCCUGCUCUCUGACCUGGUGGGAAAGGGGCUGUCUGAGGAUGACAUGGCGCGGGCCUUUGACAAAAUGCUGCAGGACCUGCCAGACCUCAUCCUGGACACACCAGAGGCCCCUCAGAUGCUGGGCCAGUUCAUUGCCAGGGCGGUCGCCGACCACGCCCUUCCCAUGGAAUUCUUGGGGCGCUAUAAAGGCCGGGUGGACUGUGACCACGCUAGGGUGGCGUUGGACCGGGCAGCUGUGCUGCUGUCCAUGAAAAGAGAGAUGGUGCGAUUGGACAACGUAUGGGGAGUGGGCGGCGGCCAGAGACCUGUCAAACACCUCAUAAAAGAGAUGAAUCUGCUGCUUAAAGAGUACCUCGUCUCAGGAGAGGUGUCCGAGGCAGAGCACUGCCUGCGGGAUCUUGAGGUGCCUCACUUCCACCACGAGCUCGUUUACGAGGCUGUGGUCAUGGUUCUGGAGUCCAAAGGGGAGACAGCUGUCCAAAUGAUGGUGAAGCUACUCAAGGCCUUUUGGAAAACUGGGCUCAUCACCCUGGACCAGAUGAACAGGGGCUUCCAUCGUGUGUACGUGGAGCUGCCAGAUAUCACUCUAGAUGUGCCCCAUGCCCACACCAUCCUCGAAACAUUCGUAGACCUGUGUUACCAGGAGUCAGUCAUCACAAAACAUCUGCGGGACGCCUGUCCAUCAAGGGGGCGCAAGCGCUUUGUGAGCGAGGGUGACGGAGGCAAGAUCAAGAACUAGAGAAGAGAAGCAACGCCCCCCCCCCCCCCCCCACCUGUGCUGCAGGUGCUCAAAACCCACAUAUCCACGGCAGUUCACGAGGAGGGGCUACAGUGCAGGAGGGGGGCUAGCUCUCUGGAUACUUGUUUUCGUUCCAAAUGUUUUCUGGUUUACGUUCAGUUGUCUCCUGAAUUUUUUUUUCUUGAGUUCAAACAGGAAAGGGUGUUUGUACAAAGUGGGGGUGAGGGGAAGGAUUUUGGGGGGGUUGGGCGGUAGGAGGGCAUGGGGGUUUUUGUUUGUUCAUGCUGCUUUCCUGCACAGGUGUCUGUCUUUGUGUAUUUUUUUUGCAUGUACCUUGCUUGUAAGAUUAUGAAGUUCUUAUGUUUAAAAAAAAAAAAAAAAAAAAAAAAACAGAAUCGCAAGCACUUUGUGUCACUUCCUCUCCCUUCAAUAAUUUGACUCAGAUAUGUUUUUAUUGGGUGACAAUAUUAGUGUCGCUUCAUUACAGAGUACAGGGCGAUAUCCCCAUGCCGGUGUGCUGCUGUGGGACCAGCAAUGUGCUUCUGUGCGUUGUGCUUUCUGUAGGGCAUUUCCUUUGUGCUGUGCGCAUUUCUGUGGCCCAUUCUUUGUUUGCCAUUCUCAGGCCUUUGUGCGCACACUGUCUCCACACACCCGUACUUCCAGAGAGAUGCCGCCUCUUAAACACAGCACUGCUGAAGGGCUGUGUAUAACCCAUACAAGAACGUCUGCUACACACGCCCAAGUGGAAUUAGGUGCUGACUAAUUAGUGCAUAUUUACACAAAACAUAUAUUUAAAAACAUAUAUAUAAAGAAUUGCACAUUCCUCUUGUCUAGCCCUGCUUCUUAUUUUACGGAUGUUUGAACAUUACAUGUCUUCAUCAGGGUUUGGGUGCGGGUGAGCAUAAUCGACACGGAGAAGAAACAUAUCCUUGUAUAAAGCUGCUGUUCAUGACCUGCUUUUGCUGAACAUUUACUGAACAUGUUUUCUACUAGCUCAACGAUAUUACUAUGUGAUAAAAUCAAGCCAAGAUGCCUUUAUUUUGAAUUGGGACAUUUCACAAGCUCAACACCUAUUUAAAAAAAGAAAAGAAAAUCUGUUUAAAAAAUAAUUUUCUAAUUCAAGUAUAAUGACAAAAGCCACUGGUUAUUGGAUUUUAGUCUCAGCCCUUCAUUAUUGGAGUGAUGUAUAAACUCUUGCUGGCCUCGUUGGGAAACUAGGGUUUUCUUAAGAGUACUGUUAUAUGAGUAACACUCAUGCUUUUGAUAAUAAUUUUCAUUGUUAAAGAUGGUAGCCAAUGAUUUUUCAUCAGAUUAGGUCAUCAAAAGCAAUUUAAAUGAGGAAAUGUUGACACCGCAGAAGUGGUGUUGGUAUUUGUUCAUGGUGAUGAUGGUUUCCCCAGCCAGUAGAUUGGUGUCCCAUAAGUGACUGAGACGUUGGUGAGUCUUCACUGCGUGGCUUAUGCUCACUGCCAUUCUCAGUGGAUCUGAUCUUUUUCCUGUUGUCCAUUUCUUACAUUGAUUUGUCAUUUUCCACCGUCAGUAGGAUCGGGUGGGGAAAAUCCGAUUUAUAUUUGUGCGUGCGUACACCAAUACCCUUAAUAUGCAAGUGAAAAGCCACAAAUCUUAAAACUUUGUGAGGACAAGGUUUUUGUAACCCCUAAUAAAUAAAUGAACAAGCUUGUCACACAUUACUGUUAAAGAUUUAAGAGAUCUGAAUGGUUUGAUUAAGGUACCUGUUGUAACUGUUGGUGAUAACACUUGGCAUAUGGCUAAUUUGGUGGUGGUGUUGGUUUUAAACCAAACUUAAAUACCUAAAAUCUGAAUGUCUUAAUGGCAGGUUUUGCAUGUUUGUAGCGUGUUUUAAACCUGUCAACUUCAUUGUUUGAAGGCUUUUUUGGGGAUUCUUGUUCAGAUGCAGUAUGUCUAUGAUGGUGACUCAUGUGGUAGCCAAAAAUCUCUUAAAACCCUGAAAGCCAUUGUCAUAUCUCUGUAAUGGAAUGGAAAAAUAGCUUUAUUUUGUUGCCAUUUUUCUGUAACUUUUACCCAUGCAAAUACAGUACAUUUGGACAUUGUAAUUAUUUCAAUAAAAGUUCUUUUUUCA
Molecule: messenger RNA, 3793 nt
Organism: Conger conger (European conger)
Lineage: Eukaryota; Metazoa; Chordata; Actinopteri; Anguilliformes; Congridae
Gene: pdcd4a
Product: programmed cell death 4a
Exons: 12
Coding region: 289-1692 (467 amino acids)
Biological process (GO): negative regulation of DNA-templated transcription
Cellular component (GO): nucleus; cytosol
Source: RefSeq, a predicted model, not a curated record